AUGAGUGCCGGGUCGGGUUCAGUCGGCCGGGCCCGGCCCGCAUCAACCAGCACCUGGUUGCCAGAAAACUCAACCCUGGCCCCCACGGAGGCCAAUAUGGAGGCCAUGGCCCUAAUGUCGGACACAUUGGGCACAUUGUUGAGCUUGGAUGGGCCCGUGCAGCAGAGUGUGGCCGCUAGUAUGGAGAGGGCCGAGUUCUUGGACCCGCUGAUGUGGACAUGGCCCGACAGCCUGGACCCGCCAGCUAUCACGAGUUUCGGGCCCUGUUCGGGACAAUGGGUUUGGGUUUCGGGGAAUGAGUUAACAUUAGGCGCCAUUUGUGACGUUUAUUUGGAUCAGCGGCAGAUCAGGCGCCGUCUUCCCGGCGCCGCCCUCCGCCGCCGGCUUCUCGAAAGCCCUGCUCCCAAAGAAGAAAAACCCGACGCCGUGGCCGGCGACGGCGGCCACGAACACCCCGGCGUUGAACGACAUGACGGCGAGCAUCACGAGGUAGACCAGCCCGACCCUGACGACGUACAUCGCCGUCUGGGCAGCGGCGGCGGCCGCCGACGACCGUCCCCGGAGGAUCCUGCAGUGGGACAGCCACUCUGCGGCGGCCGCAAGGAGGAAGACCACCGCCAGGGCCAGCGCGUACAUCCCCGGAUGGCCGUAGCCCGGCCACCCAUCGAACAGGAUUUCCGCGUUCUCGCCCCAGAAGAACGUCAUGUGCAUCAUCAUGUGGCGGCGGCGCAUCGCCGUGGGCGGUGGUGCUGCCGACGACAUGCCGUGUAUAUGGCCACCGUCGUUCAUUUAUUUUUGUUGGAAAGAUAA
Messenger RNA from Striga asiatica, 810 nucleotides. NCBI's taxonomy places the organism in Eukaryota, Viridiplantae, Streptophyta, Magnoliopsida, Lamiales, Orobanchaceae. The record is from the annotation of a GenBank genome assembly.